AUGGCUUUCUCCAACAAAAUCGGUGGUCUAUUGAGACAAGGAGGUCUUUCCCAGGCCGGAAAUGUUCCGGUUACGUAUAUGCUCGGAUCUCUCCGGAUGAUGUCUACCAAGCUUUUCAUCGGAGGUCUCUCAUGGGGUACUGAUGACCAGUCCUUGAGGGAUGCUUUUGCUCACUUCGGUGAAGUGGUUGAUGCUAAAGUCAUCGUUGAUAGAGAAUCAGGAAGGUCAAGGGGUUUUGGAUUUGUCAACUUCAGUGAUGAAACCGCUGCUAAUGCUGCCAUUUCAGAGAUGGACGGAAAGGAUCUGAAUGGUCGUAACAUCCGAGUGAAUGUUGCUAACGACAGACCAAGUACUCCCCGGGCAUCAUAUGGUGGUGGCGGCGGUGGAUACGGAGGUGGCGGCUACGGAGGAGGUGGUGGUGGUUACGGAGGAGGUGGCGGUGGCGGUGGCUACGGAGGUGGUGAUGGUGGUUACUAA
Messenger RNA from Microthlaspi erraticum, 477 nucleotides. NCBI's taxonomy places the organism in Eukaryota, Viridiplantae, Streptophyta, Magnoliopsida, Brassicales, Brassicaceae. The record is from the annotation of a GenBank genome assembly.